CAUGUCCCAUGAAACCUAUAUUUUCGCUUUUAGGGACAAAAUAACCUCCAACUGCAACUUGUUUUGGGGGCAAUCUUCAUAUGUUUUUGCGAAAAAGAAAACAAAACAUCCCAUCAACAGUGAGAACUGCUCCUCCUCAUCAAAUCAAAGCAUUCAUCACAAAGCCCCCCAUUAGAGCAGCAUCAAGAAGUUUCCUGCACAGUUUAGCCUUCAGCAUCGAGAGGAGGAGAAGGUCAGUCAAAUUUCCACCCUUCUUGCAGCUCUUUAACCUUACCUUCUUGGAGCUUCUUAGGCGUGGCACCCAGCGAACGGUAGACCCCAGUUAUGGUAGUCAAGAUGGGAUAUAAGAAGGGCACUAGAGUGGAGGUAUUGAAUAUGAAAGAGCUUCCCUCCGGCUCCUGGCGAAGUGCAGAGAUAAUAUCUGGCAAUGGCUGCAACUACAUGGUCCGAUAUUAUAAUUACAAUGGUGCCGCAGUAAAAAAUACUCUGGAGAGGGUAUUGAGUACGGCCAUCAGGCCUUGCCCACCUUUGCUGGAUAUUUCGGGCAAUUGGGUUCCCGGUGAUGUUGUUGAGGUGUUCGAUAGUUUCUCUUGGAAAGUGGCUACAGUUUCAAGGGCUUUGGGAAAAAACUACUAUCUGGUUAGGUUGCUGGGAGGCUCUCAGCGGUUAAGAGUUACAAGUUCUGACAUCCGGCCGAGACAGUCUUGGCAAGAUGGUUCAUGGACUUUAAUCGGACAGGAUUCUGCAAUUGUCUGUGAAGGAAAAUGCAAGGAAAUGCCUUUGUUGAAGUAUGACAAGAAUCCCAACCUCCCAGGUAAAGAGGAACAUGCAAUGCAGAAGCUGUCUCAGAAAAACAAUCUAUCUACCGCUGAGAACGGCGUAAAUUUGCAGGAUUAUCGUUUCAAUGGACAUAUAUCUUUGAAAAGGCCAUGCUUGAAUGGCUCUUCUGUACCAGAAACAACUUCUGGAGCUUUUACGAGUUAUAAAGUUACUGAUAAAGAAGGAAGAUUCCCAAAUGUAACUGCUGCAGAUACACCUAAACAACUGAAGCAGAUCAAUGUGGCUUCCAUCCGAAGAGACACAUUGGAUCAAGAAACCUUACAGUCUUCUUUGAGAAGAAGAAUAAGUGGAUUUACUGACGCGGAUGCGAAGAGGAUUAAAUCAACUGAUGCGGAUGGUCGUUGUUUUGCAUCACUCGCAAAAUCCAGUCACAACGAUGGCGAUGAAUGCUCAGUUGGUAGUUGUAGCAUUGGCGGAAAUGACAGUCACAUAUGUCCUCGUGACUUCUCUGCUUCUCCUGUUGAAAAUGUUUGCGCUUGUACAGGUGAUGCUCAAUCCACUUGUCACUGGGAACAUGAAGAAAGGAGGAAUCUCCUUUUGGCGAAAGAAAACCUGGAAGCCGAAAUACAUAGAUUGGAGUUGCGAGCUUACCGUUGCACAAUGGAGGCCUUGCAUGCAUCGGGACCUUUGAGUUGGGAACAGGAAGCGCUGGUGACUAACCUUCGUCUUUCACUCCACAUAUCAAAUGAUGAACAUUUGAAGGAGCUGAGAAGAUUAGUUUCUACAGAUCAUAGUUUCUAGUUUCUACAGAUCAUAGCUUCUAGAUUAGUCGAAGAAAGCACUUGAAUAUGUCUUCUUUCUUCAUUUAAACUUAGAGUCAUAGACCGAUUCCUUGUCAUUUACCUUUGAGCAGUUGCUGGGAAACAGGAUCUGAUGGUUUGCCUGAUUGCUUUCAGUUUUAUUUUGCAAACUCUAGUUUCAAAUGUUCAUACGUGGACUUCAAAGCAUUGGUCGUCAAAGAUAAGCUUGUAUUUUGCAGUACUUACCAUCGGUUGCUCUUUCUAUUGCUUGGAAACUUUUUCAUACGUGUACUGUAGUCUGCAGACAUUUGUGAAGUGCCAAGUUAUU
This is a messenger RNA of Rhodamnia argentea, 1908 nucleotides long. RefSeq lists its product as uncharacterized. The transcript is spliced from 3 exons. NCBI's taxonomy places the organism in Eukaryota, Viridiplantae, Streptophyta, Magnoliopsida, Myrtales, Myrtaceae. The coding region runs from base 325 to 1581 and encodes 418 amino acids. The record is from RefSeq and is a predicted model, not a curated record.